AUGAAUACUGAAAAGGAUUAUGAAGCUAUUUUGACCGUUUUGUUCCGUUUUCAAGACUACUCUGUCCUUAAAAUGAAUACUGAAAAGGAUUAUGAAGCUAUUUUGAACAUUUUGUUCGGUUUUCAAGACUACUCUGUCCUUAAAAUGAAUACUAAAAAGGAUUAUGAAGCUAUUUUGAACAUUUUGUUCGGUUUUCAAGACUACUCUGUCCUUAAAAUGAAUACUAAAAAGGUAAGAAGGAAUUUUGACCGUUUUCUUCCGUUUUCAAGACUAUUAUGUCUUUAAAAUGAAUACUAAAAAGGUAAGAAUUGAAUUUUCUAUAAGAAUAAACCCAUUUUUAAUGAUUCUUUUUCUAUUUUUCAGGAUUAUAAAGCUGUUU
Molecule: messenger RNA, 379 nt
Organism: Phyllotreta striolata
Lineage: Eukaryota; Metazoa; Arthropoda; Insecta; Coleoptera; Chrysomelidae
Source: the annotation of a GenBank genome assembly